GUACGCUACUUUUCUUUACUGUAUUGUGUACUGUACUGUGCUGUCCAAACUUGUGAAACACAGAUGUCUAUAAUUGGUUCAGAUUUGGUCCAUGAUAUUGCCAAAUAUAGGCCAGGCAGGACCCGGUACGUCUGUGGACGUUGAAAUCAAGGCCGGUCCAGACCGGACAAAAUCUGAACCAAACAUAGGCGUCUAAAUCAAGGCCAGUCCGGACUGCACCAUAAAAAGAAAGAAAAAAAGACUUUGCCAUCUGUAAAUGGCAGGUUGCCAUGGAUAUCACCACCAAGUAUUGCCAUAAGGAGAUGGAGAGCUAUGGGCAGUGUGUGGCCUCCCACCCGUCUACAUGGCAACGGCACUGUCAAGACCUGAAGAUGAAGGUGGCACAGUGUACCUCUUCACACCCUGUGAUCCAAAAGAUCCGGACAGACUGUUCCAAAGAGUUCACAGAGUUCGAACGCUGCUUACUAGAGAACCAGAACUCACCUACCUCCUGUUCAGCCCAUGUAGCACGCUUCCUCGGCUGUGCCGAGACAGUGGACCUUUCCGGAGUGGCAGUGAACCCGGUUCCUCAGCCCUGUUAGGACCCAGCAGUGACCAUCAUCCAUCCCUCUCAGAGAAGAUAUCUCCUUCCUGCAAUACUGAAGCCGGACUGCUCUAUCAAUCAUGGAUAAAUCAAUGCCCAUGGCAUUUUGACAACAUCCUGACUUUGUACAUGGAUAAACUGGACUCUUGUCCAUGGCUACUUUAGGAUUUGUCAAGAGAACUCGGAAUACUAGACAUUUACAAGUUACUGGGACAGAUUUCUGCCUGAGACUGUCAAGAAUCAAGAUGGGUUAUUUCUUGAAGUUCUUUCAUAACAAAUCAAAUUUUAUUUGUCACAUACACGUGUUUAGCAGAUGUUAUAGCGGGUGUAGCGAAAUGCUUGUGCU
Messenger RNA from Coregonus clupeaformis (lake whitefish), 929 nucleotides. Its product is annotated as coiled-coil-helix-coiled-coil-helix domain-containing protein 5. The coding region runs from base 270 to 581 and encodes 103 amino acids. The transcript is spliced from 4 exons. NCBI's taxonomy places the organism in Eukaryota, Metazoa, Chordata, Actinopteri, Salmoniformes, Salmonidae. The record is from RefSeq and is a predicted model, not a curated record.